Messenger RNA from Triticum aestivum (bread wheat), 1027 nucleotides. RefSeq lists its product as uncharacterized. Lineage: Eukaryota; Viridiplantae; Streptophyta; Magnoliopsida; Poales; Poaceae. The record is from RefSeq and is a predicted model, not a curated record. The transcript has 5 exons. Gene Ontology annotation, molecular function: aminoacyl-tRNA deacylase activity. The coding region runs from base 57 to 743 and encodes 228 amino acids.
AGGUAGGUGCCUUAAGGCACCGAAGCAUUGUCCGGCCCUCCUCGUCAUCAUCGACCAUGGGCGCCGCCGCGGCCGAUCUCGAGGCGCGUCAGCUCCGCAUCCUCCGUCGCGUCGAAGACCUUGAGCUCGCUGCCCAGCAGCACCGUAUUGGGGCGCUCUCUCUCUCCGACGCCGAAGCGGAGGUCGAGGCGGGGGACACCGAGGAGCGGCUCUCGGCCCUCCUGGCCGCGCGCGGCGUGCACGACUUCGCCUUCCGGCGUGUUCCAGCGGACUACUACGACCGCUCUCUCGAGGAGCGUCGCGACCUCCUCGCAGUCGAUUCAGUCGCCCAGCUUUGCAAGAGCAUAGUGAUGGUGAAUACCAAAGCUGCUGCAGAUGUAGUUGACUGCAGUAACCCAAAGAAUUCUAAAUAUUAUGUUGUUAUUGUUCAGUAUAUGGCACGGCUUAAUGCUGAAAACAUCAAGAACUUCCUGUAUACCCUAAAUGAGAGUCAGAUACCCAAAAAGAGAUUUAACAUGAGGCUCGCACCAGAAGAGGAGUCACUCAUGCUUACUGGGUUUGUGCACAAUGGUGUGACAUGCAUUGGAAUGAAAACAGCCAUACCGGUUAUCAUAGAUGAAGCCAUCACCAAGUUGGAUGAGGAUUUCUUCUGGCUAGGUGGUGGAGAAGUUGACCUCAAGCUCGGGAUGCGGACCUCAGAGUUCCUAAAUGCUUUCAAUCCAUUUGUGGUGAAGUGUAGUUAACGAGUGAUUACCAUACAGCUUAACAGAAGCUUCAGAUCCAUGUGGUUCUAUGCGGCCUUGAUUAACGCACUGCCAGGGAGGUACACUAGGCUUUUGCUUGGAUCUGGGGUUAGGAUGUCUGUCUUUUUUGGAGCAGCGUUUCCCUUCCAGUUGCUCUGCUCACAUUUUGUUACGUUAUUUACUGCUGAUUGUUGGUACUACCUCCGUUUCAGUUUACAAGUCCUACGCGUAUACCUAGGUUGCCAAUUUUAUCAUCUUCAUAUAAACUAUAUAACACAAAAAUU